UAUGCUGUUGAGAUUCUCACAUCAGGUCCACCGCUCUGCAGUUCAGUGUUCACGGUUUGACAGAUUUUUAACACAGAUUCUAUGUGUGAGCGAGUUAAAAGUUCUGUACCCUCCUGGGAGACGAGAACAACACACGAGUAUGUGCAAGAGUAAAGGAUGUGGUCGGCUCUGCGAUGAGGAAGAACGUGAGGGGGAAGGAGCGUGCUGAACUCUCAAAACCCUGCAAACGCUGCUCGAUGAGUCGCUGAAUGGUGACUGUUUCGGUGCAGGUUUUUAAAAUUUUCUCCUGGAGAAAGUGUGAUAUUUCUGCGACGAUGCACUGAAGACAAUGGACACGGAGGAGACUGAAACGAGGACCUCGUGGUCUGCGGUGCAAGAAGAGACUCAUUGUAUCUGUGACCAUGCUGGGAAAAAGAGAAAGCAAGACUCAGGUCUUGCUCCUGUGAUCAGGAUUCUGGAGGAUGAUGAGGAAGAGGAAGGGUGUGAGAUGAUGUCGGAUCACACGCAGGAUGCAGAGGAGCCAAGUAACAAAAGGGUUAAACCUGUGGUGAAGUCCAACAGCCUGACAGGCAUCAUCACUCCGGUGAAGACGCCUGCCCUGAAACGCAUCGGACAGUCCAUUUCGCGGUCCAUUAGCUUUCGUACUGAGGCACGACCUUUGCCCCCGGCUCUACGUGCUCGCACAAAGGCCUCGUCGUUUCCACGAAGGCGCAACAGCCAGUGCUGGAGUGACACGGUGGAAAGUCACGACCUCACGGCAAAGGAGAUCAAACGCCAAGAGGUGAUUUAUGAGCUGACUCAAGGAGAGAAACAACUCAUUGAUGACCUGAGUUUGGUCAAAAAGGUGUACUAUGAGCCCAUGCUUAAACUGGACAUCAUGACUGAGAGUGAGCUUGGACAAAUCUUUGGUACUCUGGAUUCUCUCAUUCCCCUCCAUCAAGAUCUUCUGACUCGUCUCGAGCGGCUGCGGGGACAAGAGAACACUGUGGGGGAGGUCGGCCCCACUCUGUUGAAUUGGUUCCCUUGCUUGGAGGCCUACAUUACAUACUGCUGUAACCAGGUUGGGGCCAAAGCGCUUCUAGACCAAAAAAAGCAUGGAAAAAGAGUGGAACACUUCCUGCGCCUCUGUCAGGAAUCGUCCUUUAGUAGGAAACUUGACCUCUGGAACUUCCUGGAUCUCCCCAGAUCCCGUCUCGUCAAAUACCCCCUGUUGCUGAAAGAAAUUCAGAAGUGCACUCCUGCCGAUCACCCCGAUGAGGACACGCUGCCUGAUGCUCUGGAGCUGAUCCAGAGCAUCGUGGCAGAGGUGAACAGUAAGACUGGGGAAGCAGAGUGUCAGUUCUACAGACGGGGCCUGACGUACCUCGAAGAGGGCCAGAGACUCCCUGAGAUCCAGCAGUCUCGCUUCCUGUACUGCCACGGAGAACUGAAGAACAACAAGGGCCAGCGCCUGCAUGUAUUCCUGUUUGAGCUGGCCUUCGUGUUGACCAGACCAGGGGAGGACAAAGAUGGAGCUCAGGUGUUCCAGGUCUAUAGACAGCCUCUGCCCAAUGCCCUCCUCAAUCUGGAGGAGAUCCCAGAUGGAGAAGCCACAGGAGGCAGCACAUUUAGGGGAGCAUUCACUGGAGGAAAUGAUAAAGUGAAGAACUGUUUCCGUGUGAGCAGCAGAGGGCGCUCCAAAGCCCACUCCCACAGUCUGCAGGCCAAUGACUCCUUUAGCAAGCAGCAAUGGAUCACCUGUCUGCGCCAAGCCAUUGUGCAGUCACGAGAUAGGGAUGCUCAGAGCAGCCAACCACAGCUGUCCUCCCACCCGGAUCCCGCCCUUUAUCACAUAGCAGAGCUCAGCCUCAGCUCAGACACAGAGAUGGCAGACUUCACGAGUCGCUGACCGUCACAGUGAAGUCAUCAGAAGGGCUGCAAAGUAUCUACAUGGACAGAAAAUAGAAUGGAUUGUUUAGAUGCGUU
Molecule: messenger RNA, 1965 nt
Organism: Thalassophryne amazonica
Lineage: Eukaryota; Metazoa; Chordata; Actinopteri; Batrachoidiformes; Batrachoididae
Gene: arhgef3l
Product: Rho guanine nucleotide exchange factor (GEF) 3, like
Exons: 13
Coding region: 329-1888 (519 amino acids)
Biological process (GO): intracellular signal transduction; positive regulation of Rho protein signal transduction
Molecular function (GO): guanyl-nucleotide exchange factor activity
Source: RefSeq, a predicted model, not a curated record